ACUGAGAUUAUGCGGUCAACAUGCAUUUGCGAAUGAUUCGAUCGAUUAUUUGCCACUCAAUCGAUUGUUUAAUCCUAAGGACAUGCAUGUGGAUUUGAAUCAAGGGUCCUUGGAGCGGCGGAAGAGCCACUAUGACCUUAUCGAUGAGGUCGAUCCAGAUGCAGCGGAUCGAUAAGAUAGUUCAAAUUCACGACGCUUGAAAGGCAAAGACCAUCUUGCCACUUCUAUUAAUCACUAUUAUGUCGAAUAAGCCAGCCGUUCACCGCCAGCUGAACAUUAAGUCGGGCGUGGCGAAAAGGCUGUUAAAAGAACAUAUUCUGUAUGCAAAAGAAGCAGAAGAACAACAGCGGAAAGUUGAUAAGCUUAUCGCGGAUAAUGCUGAACAGUGGGAUGUUAGAAGUGCCAGAAGGAUCUUGGAAGAGUCACACAGAAUGAUCAAGGAUUCUGAUAACCGACUGGGCAAGGCGGUACAAGAUCUACGUGAACUCGUUCUGCGGGUAAAGUCUCAAACUGAGUUUGCGGAAGAUGUCGAGCUGCUGCAUGCCGAGGAAGCACUUGAGGAGGCGAGCGUGUAAGUUUCGGCUCUCACCGCGCUAUCCUCGCUUUUGACGCGAUAACACGACCUUGACUUACGAUUGCGUUAUAAUAGACACUUGGAUUCGAAGGCCUCGGCAUAAAACGUGUAGCUCACUGUAGUUUAGGUUUAGUUUGGACUCAUGUAUCCAUUGCAUGGCUUGAGGAAGUCUGU
Messenger RNA from Suillus paluster, 748 nucleotides. Its product is annotated as tubulin binding cofactor A-domain-containing protein. Gene Ontology annotation, biological process: tubulin complex assembly; post-chaperonin tubulin folding pathway. Gene Ontology annotation, cellular component: cytosol; microtubule cytoskeleton. Gene Ontology annotation, molecular function: beta-tubulin binding. The coding region runs from base 240 to 575 and encodes 111 amino acids. Lineage: Eukaryota; Fungi; Basidiomycota; Agaricomycetes; Boletales; Suillaceae. The transcript is spliced from 4 exons. The record is from RefSeq and is a predicted model, not a curated record.